UCGGAGUUUCCAGAUUGCGUGGUAGACGUACUGUAGAUGCAGUUCCAGCUGACGGUAGUGUUUUACUCGAUGCUAUGGCAGUUUUACAGUCAACUGUUGUUAUUCCGAAGACAUACGGAGAGCUUGCUGAUAAUAUCCUUGCAAGAAUACUUGCUAUCGCACGCAAGUUCAAAGCAUCCCGUGUUGACUUCGUAGCCGACCGUUACCGCAGCUCAGUAUAA
Molecule: messenger RNA, 221 nt
Organism: Paramuricea clavata
Lineage: Eukaryota; Metazoa; Cnidaria; Anthozoa; Malacalcyonacea; Plexauridae
Source: the annotation of a GenBank genome assembly